AACAGCGCAUAUCACAAUGGUUCAUCGCGAACGAUAUCGACGAUAUAAAGGACUCGGCAGGAGUGAAAAGGCGGAGAUAUUGCUGAGUGCACUCAGCGACGGCACGUAUCAAUUGGCGGCGGAUUUGGCAUUACCAAAGCAGUUAACACAAGUGCCGUAUGAAGAUAUUUUGGUAAUUCUUGACAAGCACUUUACGCCAAAAAAAUGUGGGUUUGGCGAGCGAUAUAAAUUUUACGCAGCUACCCAAGAAGCAGAUGAAACGUAUCCGCAGUGGGCUGCGAGGCUACGCGAUCUAACUACGCAUUGUGGAUUUUUGAACGUGGAGGAGGCGCUUCGUGACCGGUUUGUUAUGGGCAUGCAACCUGGGUCGGAGAAAGAUAAACUGUUUGCUCGUGACCUGGAAGAACUAACGCUGGCGAAAGCAGUAGAACUGGCGGAGAGCGUGCGUAGUGCACGUCAGGGAGCAGCAGCAUCUUCGUCUCGAGCGUCGACGCAGGGGCCGGCCGCGAGCGAGCCGGUGUUCAAGACCGCAACGGACAAAUACGCGCGUAGUGAAACCAGUCGCAGUGGUCUAAAGAAAGAAGUGUGUCAAGUGUGCGGCUAUAAAAAUCAUAAAACGGAUCAAUGUAGAUUUGCUAAUCAUAAGUGUAAAAAGUGUAAUGCAACGGGCCAUCUGCGCCGUAUGUGUAAAAAAAUAAAUUUUGUAGGUACCGGCGAGUCGAGCGAGAGUGACGAUGACGGUAGGAUCAACAAAAUAUGUUCUUAUAAAGGCGAACCAAUGACGUUAGUUAUUUCUAUUCGGACCGCUAAUCUAAAGUUUGAAUUGGAUACAGGAUCGGCGGUCACCGCGAUUUCCGAAUUAACCUACAAUAAAUAUUUCAAAUCUAUGCCAGUAUCGCUAGAAUGUGCUCGGUUGUUCACAUACACAGGACGUGCAAUUCACUGUCUCGGAAUUUUAAAACUGCCCUUUACGUAUUUAAACCAAACUCACGAUAUAAAUGUUCACGUAAUACGUGAAGGUGGGCCGCCAAUUGUAGGGCGUGAUUUUAUAAGUUUAUUUAAAUUGCAAAUGUCACAUAUUAACUUUACUCAGUCUGUAAACGUCGUUGAUCAGUUAAAGUCGCAAUACCCUGGGGUAUUUUCUGAUGACUUGGGCAUGUUUACAAAAUACCGAGUGAAACUAGAAAUAAAAGAUAAUGCUAAACCGGUAUUUUUAAGGCUCGUCCUAUUGCGUUUGCGUUAAGAGAUAAGGUAAACAAUGAGCUCGAUCGGUUGAUACGUAUAGGUGUUUUAAAACCGGUUCAACAUUCAGAAUAUGCAUCGCCUAUCGUGCCAAUAUUAAAGCGCGAUGGCUCUGUCCGAUUGUGCGUUGAUUAUUCGGUCAGUGUAAAUAAACAAUUAGUUGUUGAGCAAUACCCGUUGCCGACUAUUCGUGAAUUGUUUACGAAACUUCACGGGGGCAACAAUUCAGCAAAUUAGAUUUAACACAAGCGUAUUCACAAUUUGUGUUAGGUGACGAGUCUCAAAACAUAACGUGUAUAAACACGCAUCGGGGAUUAUUUAAAUAUACAAGGCUAGUGUUCGGUCUCGCUAGUGCUCCGGCCAUUUUUCAACGUGCAAUGGAGUGUUUGUUGUCUGGAUAAGACGGAGUUAUGUGCAUGCUCGAUGACAUUUGUAUUACGGGAGAAACGAAAGAACAGCAUUUAGAUAGGCUUAAUGCAGUUUUGAAACGAUUACAAGAUGCGGGUUUAACGUUACGUAAAGAUAAAUGUGUAUUUUUUGCCAACCAAAUAGAAUAUUUAGGCUAUACUAUUGAUAAAGAUAGAUUGAGAAAAUCUCAGCAAAAAGUGAAGGCAAUACUUGAGGCACCUACUCCAACAAACAUAAAUAAAUUACAAUCGUUUCUCGGAUUAGUUAAUUAUUAUAGAAAUUUUGUACCAAAUGCAUCGUAAAUUUUGAGUCCACUGUAUUCUUUAUUGCAAAAGGGCAGUAAAUGGAAAUGGGACACCAUACAUAAUGAUGCAUUUAAUGCUAUUAAGAAAUAUUUAGCUUCGGAACAGACUCUUGCUCAUUUUGACCAUAAUGCAAAAAAUAUUUUAACUGUAGAUGCCUCACCCUGCGGGUUAGGAGCAAUUCUGUCACAGGUAGGAUCUGACGGAGUGGAGCGUCCCGUGUCGUUCGCCUCAAGCACACUGAAUGCUACAGAAAAGCGGUAUUCACAAAUCCAAAAGGAGGCUACAGCAAUUAUAUUCGGAGUGCGACGUUUCCACCAGUUUUAUACGGGAGGGCAACACCGUUUAUACUCCGUACAGACCACAAGCCCCUAUUGUCUAUUUUUGGUCCUCAUCGUGGCGUUCCAGAAGUUACGGCUAAUAGGUUGCAGCGAUACGCUAUGUUUCUGAGUGGAUAUAACUACACCAUAGAAUACAUACGUAGCGCCGAUAACAGCGCGGACUACUUGUCGCGCGCAAGCCUACCUGAUAACGCCAACGAUGAUUCAACGCGGAAGACAGUUUACGGCCACGAGACUAGUGAUAGUGACAGUUUAGCACCAAUUGAAGACCGUGCUUCUUAUGUUAACUUUGUUAUAGAUGGUAGUUUACCCAUUACGUUAAACGAAAUACGCGAAGGAACUAUUAAGGACUCAAUAUUAGGCAAAGUUGUUUUCUAUAUUACUAAUGGCUGGCCGAGGCGUUUAUCAAAUGAAUUAA
Trichoplusia ni (cabbage looper) is the source of this 2711-nucleotide messenger RNA. RefSeq lists its product as uncharacterized. The transcript has a single exon. NCBI's taxonomy places the organism in Eukaryota, Metazoa, Arthropoda, Insecta, Lepidoptera, Noctuidae. The record is from RefSeq and is a predicted model, not a curated record. The coding region runs from base 17 to 1243 and encodes 408 amino acids.